CGUGACCUUCAGAUGCCUCGCUCGCAGGCAAAAGCUUGGUAGUUUCCCGCGGGCAGAUGUGGAGUUUUCCGAGAUAGAGCGAACUGGACUUGGAGCCCCUUACAAGUUCCAAGUGGACGUCGAAGAUUGGGUCACCACAUUUGAUUUCAGUUGAUCACAACCACGGACUCCCAUUCCGGCCUCCGUGAACCAUGUCUCUGCGCACACUCACACGCAUUUCAGCUUCAUCUGCCGCGCGACCAGUGCAACGAUGCGCUUUUGCGACAACCUCGCCCGCUGAGGCCCCCCUACAGAAACGCGCCGUCGUCGGCAGUUUUUUGUUCCGUCGACAUGGUGAUGGCAAGCCUAGAGUCGCUCUCUUCAAGAGAAGCGACAAGGUGAAUACAUACCAGCACAAGUACGCGGCCAUCUCUGGGGGGGUGGAGGCGGAAGACGAGUCAACGCUGAGUGCCGCGUUGCGGGAGCUGCAUGAGGAGACGAAACUCACCAAGGAUUCCCUGCACUACCUCUGUCACGGGAAGCCGUAUUCCUUUAUCGACAACAAAUUCAACUAUGAGUGGAGCGUGCAUCCAUUCGCCUUCCAAUGGCCAUCAUCGAGCACGGAGCCUUUGACUCUGGGCUGGGAGCAUGAGGGCCACGCAUGGUUCGAGCCCUCGGAGGUGCCUGAAUCCGAGGUGGCGGCCGGCGUCGUGGAGUCCCUGCGUCGCGUCUGGCCAGAGGGCGACCUGGGCAGGAUCGAGGUGCUUGUCAGGUACUGUCUAGGAGAGGCAGUGGGGAAGCAGACGGGUGAGGACGCGCGACGCGAUCCCCACGACGCUUUCACCGUCUUUCGCGAGACGGUCGGGGAGAUUACAACCUCUGACUCGGCGCAGUGGCGGCGCUGUGUGCGACUGGCGGCAUGGCAUAUUUGGAACCACGCGGACCGCAGCGUAAAGGCGCCACUGCUGACGAGACUGCUCCCAGGUCUGGAGCUGAUCGAGACAUUGCUGGAGCCGCAACGUGCGGAACUUGCGCCGCAGUUUGAGAAGCUGGCGGCCAUGGCGCUGGAGAAUGUGCAGCCGCAGAAGGAGAUGGAGGGCCAGGGCGUGAUGAGCGAGGAAGACAUUCAGUACUUGACGCAGGAGGCGGAUCGCUUCUUCUCAGGACUGUGGCCCACGCCUGAGUAGUGUGCACAUUACCAGUCGUGCUCCAUCCACGAAAGCACGUCGUCCUGCAAGGACACAACAUCCCCUCCAGCCACGUGAGAAGGCAUAUCUGGCGUAUCCCAUGUCGUGUUCUGAAUAAGGUGCUGCUCAAACGCCUGCUCAAUCUCCAUGGCUGUCUGCGUCCCUCUGCGCUUCGCCAUGAGCAUGUGCAGUUCUCUCAGCGCGUUGGCGCAGUUGAGACCGUACGUGUUGCCGGUCUGCGCCUCCCGAUCAAAGAGCUCCACGGCAAAGUCCACCUCUCGCGCCGUGGUGAGAUCGUCGUUCCCCAGCAAGCUCUGCAGCAUGAAACACAGGGCUGCGCUGAACACACAGUGUAGACCGGCAUGGAGGAGUCGUCGCGGUCGGUGCAGUGUUGCAAUAUGACGGGCUAGACGCAUGUUG
Messenger RNA from Emericellopsis atlantica, 1586 nucleotides. RefSeq names its product NUDIX hydrolase domain-like protein. Bases 192 to 1166 code for a protein of 324 amino acids. The transcript has 4 exons. The record is from RefSeq and is a predicted model, not a curated record. Lineage: Eukaryota; Fungi; Ascomycota; Sordariomycetes; Hypocreales; Bionectriaceae.